Molecule: messenger RNA, 2195 nt
Organism: Carica papaya (papaya)
Lineage: Eukaryota; Viridiplantae; Streptophyta; Magnoliopsida; Brassicales; Caricaceae
Gene: RAD9
Product: cell cycle checkpoint control protein family
Biological process (GO): DNA replication checkpoint signaling; cellular response to ionizing radiation; DNA repair
Cellular component (GO): checkpoint clamp complex
Source: RefSeq, a predicted model, not a curated record
UCGUGCUCCUCUCCUUCUCCCUUUCUCUCUCUCUAUCUCUGCUGAGUUAGAGAAGCAAAAUUCAGUAAUGGAGUUCAGUCUCAGCGGAAACCCUCUCAAGACCUUUUCUCGGUCCAUCACUUGCCUCGCUCGUGUCGGCAACGAGCUUGUUCUUCGAGCUUCUCCUUCUCAGCUGGCUCUUCACACACUUAAUUCAUCGCGAUCUGCCUAUCAGUCUAUUUUAUUCAAGCCUUCUUUCUUUGAUGUUUAUACAGUUUCUGGUUCACAAAUCCAAUGUAGUGUACUUUUGAAGGCCAUUUGUUCUGUUCUCAGGACACCGAUUGCAAGUAUUGAUAAUCUGACUGUGCAGUUGCUCGAUCCCGAUGCAUCAAAAGUGAAAUGGACACUGGAAUGUUGUAGUGGGAUGAAAAAAGCAUAUUGGAUUACUUGCAAUGUUGAACCAGAUAUACAACAUUUGUCUCUUGAUAGGAGGAAAUUCCCUAGUAGCUUUAUAGUUAGGCCUCAUGAUCUGAGUAGAUUGCUUGGAAACUUCCAAUCAUCUCUUCAGGAGAUUACCAUCAUCGCAACAGAGCCAACUUCCUUACCUUCAGAUGUUGCAGGUGAAAUCGGUGGAAAAGCUGUGGAACUUAGAAGUUAUGUAGAUCCAAGCAAAGAAAAUGACUCCUUGUUGCACACUCAACUCUGGAUAGAUCCUUCAGAAGAAUUUGUGCACUAUACUCACACUGGCGACCCUGUGGACGUUACUUUUGGUAUGAAGGAGUUGAAGGCAUUUCUUUCUUUCUGCGAGAGCUGCGAGGUUGACAUUCACCUAUUUUUUGAAAAGGCUGGCGAUCAAAUGCUGGAACAUUUAAUCAUGAAGUGGACCCAUCUUAAAAUUUCAGUUACUUAUCUACCUUGGCCGAUACUAAUGGCACCGAAAUUUGGUUUAGACGAUGGGGCUGGUUCAAACUUUGAUGCUACGCUUGUACUUGCAACCAUGCUUGUAUCACAGCUCCAUCAAGGCAAUCCUUCAGAACCACCACAAGCUGCUGCUGCUGCUGCUGAAAGGAUGGGAUCUCAAGCGCCGGAAGAGAGGUGUAGGAUAAAUGUUCCUGAGCAUCCAUCUGACCACACCAGAAUUUGGUCUGAGCUUUCAGGGAGUGUAGUUAGAAGUGGCAGUAGUGUCGAGGAGAGGCUGGCUCAAGGGGAAAGAAAUCUUAAUUCUGGUGAACAGGGGGAAAUUCAAAGGAUUGGUGCAAUGCGAAUAUCAAAAGACAGAUCUGUUACAGAAGAUAUUCCUGGGAGGUCUACAGUUAAUGACCAUGGCUUCUCACAGCGUCAUCCAAGUAACUGGGUCGAUGCAGAUGAGGAUGAUGACGAUGACAAUGGAGAUGAGAAUGGACUCUGUGUCCAGUCAACACCGCCAUACUAUGAAGAACACUAGUGGUAGAAAGUUGUUAAGAAAUUGUCUUACCACAUAAUGUUUAAUUUUGAUGGUAACUGAUUUUAAGCAAUAACAUGAUCUUGAUCGCUUGCUCGGUCAAUGGAAGUUCCUUCAGUAUUACCCUCAAGUUUCAUUGUUAGUGAGGUGCAACGCAACCCAGAUUUAUCCCUUUUCAACAAUGGUGGGAAUUUCCUUAAGGUAGGGGAAUGAAGACUUAGUAGAUUUAUUUUUACUACUCUUACCGUUAUCAGCAGUUAAUGUAAUUUAUCUUUGACUGUGGAAUUUUCCUGCAUAUAAUUGUUAACUAUUCCUAGAAAGAUGGCUAUAGAAAAAAAAAAUUGGUUGCCGGUCAGUAGACUGAAAUGGUGAAUUAAACUUGUAACCCAGUAUUGUUAUGGGACCUCUUCAUUGGAAUUGUUGAAGUUCCACAGAGAGCUGUGCUCAGAGGUGAUAGGAGUUAACCAACCUGAAAUCUGACCCAUUGUGAUCAAAUAGAAUCGAUAACUUGAAAUCUAAAUGACCAAGGGUUGAAAUGAAGUGAUAUUGAAACAAUUCGGGUGUAACCAAUGACUUGACUAGUCCAAUUAUUUGAUACGGAAUGAUUUACUGCUUGAAAUAACUUGAAAUUUAAAGUUAACUGGAAUUAGAUAACAUGGAAAAUACAUAACCCAAAAUACACCCAAAAAUUCAUAACUCUAAAUCUGAAAUUCGAAAUGCACUUACAAUGAAAUUAGACUCCAUAGAGAAAGCUCAAACUUGAGAAGACCCAAAA